Molecule: messenger RNA, 3686 nt
Organism: Fusarium verticillioides 7600
Lineage: Eukaryota; Fungi; Ascomycota; Sordariomycetes; Hypocreales; Nectriaceae
Product: translationally-controlled tumor protein
Exons: 5
Coding region: 1193-1705 (170 amino acids)
Cellular component (GO): cytoplasm
Molecular function (GO): calcium ion binding
Source: RefSeq, a predicted model, not a curated record
GCUCUGCGAUAUCUCUUACUUAUUAUCAAAGGGUUUCACACACUGUCAUUGCUCAGUGGACUCAGAAAACGUACGAAUAUCUUACGCCUGUCCUCCCUGUCAAUUCAUGUUGGUGCUCCAUCGCCUGUUCAUUCCUCUAGUUACAGGGCAAGCCUUGCGAAGCCUCUCGUGGCUCAUACCACUGAAACGUCACCAACAGGUCAUAUGUCUGCUGUCAAAGCAGAGAAACUGUUUGCAGCUCGUCUGAAUCUUUAAAUUAACUGAACCGAGACGCAGAUAGAUCAUGCCAGCCCAGGCAGCUCAGCCGUCAAUUAUUUUGUAGAUUCCCUUUCCCUGGCCAUGGCAUCACAUCGCAUGAAGCCGUUCGGUUCCAAAUCCGCGUAUUAAAUCCGGGGCAAACACGGAACCCCUGGCUGAUCGUGUCAGACGUUGAAGAUCAUAGGUCCUCUCGGACUCAGGGUGCUACAUAAUAAGCCUGUUUUCGGCUGCUUAGGACUUGAGAAAAUACUCGGUAUGGGACAUGCAAUGCUGUUAAUCGGCAGUAUGUAAGUGUAUUUUCCAUGACGCGUGAGAUGCAGCUCAGCAUUGCCGUUCGCGGUGUAAUUCUAUUGGGCUAGAGCUGGCCUAUUAUAUUACAUUGUCGUCCACGGAUCAACCACUCGUCAGCGGACAGCCUUGGUGGUUAGCUCAGGUAUGUAGCCUGGUAAGGUGGUUUUCGCUACCUUAGCCAGGGGAUCUCAAACUACCUACAAUCCUUCCUUGCUUACAGCUACAACGAAGAUGUUUUUGUUCAUCUUAGCUUGAUAGCUUCUCGCUAAGAAGCCCACAAUACUAAGAUCUAUGCUCUAAUUUAGCAUAUUCCGCUUGUCGCUCUAACUCUUCAUCCAAAACGUGAUAUGAGCAGAGAGACCGAUUUGGUGUUUUCGAGGCCCACUCCAUGAACUUGAUUGGUUUAGAGGCACCGGCCGCGGAAAAAUUUUACGGCGUUGUUCAGUGAGCUUUUUCAGUUUGCGUGCCGCUAAUGUACUUGGAGCCCCCACUACCCCGCCACUGGCUCUAGAUUUUUAUUAUCAUCAGGCUCUGUUUCUCCCUUUGGCUUUUGCUCCUCUUUGCCAGUCUCAUCAGCUUCAUUUUCUCCUCUUCUCCAUCCCCAUCUCAUCCUUAAAAGGUCUAAUCGACUCCAACCGUCAAAAUGCUUAUCUACAAGGAUAUCCUCACCGGUGACGAGCUCAUCUCCGACUCCUACGAUCUCAAGGAGGUCGAUGGCAUCGUCUACGAGGCCGACUGUGCCAUGAUCGAGGAGGGCGGUCUCAACGUCGAUAUCGGUGCCAAUGCUUCCGCCGAGGAAGCUGCUGAGGAUCUCGAGGACCAGGUCGUCAAGGUCAACAACAUCGUCAGCUCUUUCCGUCUCCAGGAGACCUCUUUCGACAAGAAGAGCUACCUCACCUACCUCAAGGGUUACAUGAAGGCUGUCAAGGCUGCUCUCCAGGAGAAGGGUGCUCCUGCCGAGGAGAUCUCUGCUUUCGAGAAGGGUGCCCAGAACUAUGUCAAGAACGUCGUCCUUGCCAAGUUCAAGGACUUCGAGUUCCUUACUGGCGAGUCCAUGAACCCCGACGGAAUGGUUGUCCUCCUUAACUACCGUGAGGAUGGUGUCACUCCCUACAUCACCGUCUGGAAGCACGGUCUUACCGAGAUGAAGGUCUAAGGUGGGGGUAGUGACGUGGUGAUGUUUUUGGUCUGCCUUGUUUGUGACGACAGACGGACGAGCAGUUAUUUAGAUUACGAGCCACACGAAUCUCGUUCUCGGCGCUUGGUAUAUCCCCGAGAUAUUGCGAUGAGAUGAACAAAAAAGAAAGAAGUCAUGAGUUCCAACCAAUUUUGUAUUUUUGACCCUUUUGUGCAGUGAUGAAGGCGAUUCUCGAGGCAAAGAAAGCAGGAAAUAUCAAAAACUCCCCUAGAUGCGCGCCUGGUAAUGCUGUGCGUCUAAUACGGAUUCUCGUAACUUAAAAUUGUGGCCUCGUUGCCAUAGGAAUGGGAGGAGGUUCAUCGUUGGCGGGAGCAGCUGAAGCACCCAUAAGAGCCGGCUUCUUCUUUGGCGGAGGUGGAGGAGGCUUCUUCUUCCCAACAACGCUGGCUAAUCCGGGCGAUGCUGGCACAGAGGGAGCAUCCUCAUUUUGACUUUGUGUUUGGUUGCCUUGGAACUUGGAGUAUGAAUUCUGCGCCUUAUCAAGAAGCCCAUACUUUUGGUUCAGGUUAUUUGCUGUUUUGGCUCCAGCAGCGACUUGUUCGCCAUGACGUUGGCGGAAGUUGUUAGCUGUACUGGCAGCAGCUCGGACAUCGGAUAGAGAGACUGAAGAAGGAUCCUUUUGGAAUGAAGAGGCAGUCUUGAGGGCGGCUUGCUUCUGAGCCCAUGUGGUACCCUCACUAGGUGGUGGAGGUGCUGCUGUGUUAGCGCUAGAUGAUGUUCCAAACUUGGAGAAUCGGUUCUGCAGUUCGCUCAUGUGUGAUGUAGCAGGUGCUGGAGGCGGUGACGCGACACCAGGUCGUGGAGGUUGAGGUGGGCUAGGCGAUGCAUCGGCUGCCGGACUGGAACGACCGAUACCAAAGCCGGGGACUGAUAUCCCUGCUGCACCCAGACGAUUGACUGCCCCUUGAUUCAGUAGACCGUUGCCUGUAGGCGCAGGACUAGCAGCGGGAGAGCUUGUAAUGGUGCUUCCAGAAUUUGUCCUUGGGGGCAGUCGUGGUGGUAAACUGGGAGGUGCAGCUUUUCCUCCGACGCCCGCCAUUGCAGAUUGAUAUGAAGGCGGUUGCCCCGAACGUCCAUCAGCACCAUCUCUGCGACCGGGAGGCUUCGGUAGGCUAUCCGUUGAAAGACCUGUAGUAUUUGUGCGAUAAGGGCCACGAGGUUGCGGUUGUUCCUCAUAUCCCUCUUCGGGCUCGGCAUACACAGGUUCUUGAGGAGGCGGUGCUCUCGGGUCCAUGUAUUUCGAAGGAGCGGUGAUAACCUUUCUCGGUCCCGACUCUUCCCUUGGAGGUGGUGGAAGAAGACCGGCACCGGUACGUUUGGGAGGUGGUGCAAAGGUUGAAGGGUCCUUUAGUUGGGACAGCGGAACAGAAACGUGGCUACCUCGGUCCUCAUCCUCAGACUUUCCUCUCCCAACGAGUCCUUUCUGUGAGGAUGUCAGCCAUUGAUAACAGUAGCAGGGAAGGACGAGAGCGGAGAGGGAGACUGCUUACAACUUGACCUUUCAAGCUGCUGCCGGGCUUUUCAGGAUGCCAUCCAUUUUUCAUGAUAUCCUUGUAUUUGGACAUGGCGAAGAGAAGACUUGUAGGUAUCGGAUUGCUAUAGGAAUGAAGGAGUGAGGUGAGGUGAGGUGAGGUUGGGAUAGACGAGCUGCUCAAGGUUUACAUUAGUUACCCGCAGUUCCAGUUACAUUUGGGUUGGGCCCAAAUCCACUGAGCACGGGAGAGUGACGUACAGUUCUGCCGAGCCACUGGAGAUCCGUCAGUCAGUCAAGCCACAAUCUAUCUACCUACCUACCUAGUGUUCGCGGGGUUGUCUUCUUUGACAGCUGAGAUUCAGUGCUGACGCCUUGCGAUUUAGGUGUCAAUUCUUUGGACUUGACUUCUCAUGAUGGGAUAGAGAGUCCAUGAGUUUAUAGCCCAUCAUUUCAAUUAAUUUAUAG